Molecule: messenger RNA, 1819 nt
Organism: Dermatophagoides farinae (American house dust mite)
Lineage: Eukaryota; Metazoa; Arthropoda; Arachnida; Sarcoptiformes; Pyroglyphidae
Source: RefSeq, a predicted model, not a curated record
AAAUUAAAAAAAUUAAUUAAUAAUAAUUAUGGCAUUAUCAUUGAAACGAGAAAUUCUUACGCAAUUGAAACGGAUUGGAUUGAAUUUGGAAAAAUCACAAAUGCUCAAAAUAAUGCCUACCGAUUCAUCGGUCAAACGGAUUGGUCAAACAUUUUAUAUUGAUUUACCGACAGAACGGGAUUCAAUCAUGUCGAUAAACGAUGAUUUUCUUAAAACUUUGAAAAACAGUUCAUCAUCAUUAAUUAAAAAUGUUGAAAUUGGUCCGAUAAACGUCAAUUCAUUGGCGACAAAUAUUAUGAUGUUGGAAAUUGAUUUCGAAACACUAGUCAAACAUUUAUUCAAAAAUCUAAGAAAGAAAAAUCUAAUGGAAUCAUUUAUUGAACAUCGACAAUUGAUUGAUCAUCGAGAUAAAGAGAAAAUUAUUGUCGAAUAUUCAUCACCAAAUAUUGCUAAACCAUUUCAUGUUGGAAAUUUACGAUCAACAAUCAUUGGUAAUAGUGUGGCAAAUAUAUUAGAAUUCCAUGGACAUGAUGUUAUACGAAUGAAUUAUCUUGGUGAUUGGGGUACACAAUUUGGUAUAUUGAGCUUAGCAUUUGAUCAAUUUGGUGAUCCAAAUCAAUUACAGCAAGAACCAUUAAAACAUUUAUUCAAUGUUUAUGUUGAAGGUAAUCGACAAUGUGAAUUGAAUAGUGAUUGGAAAAAUCAAGCUAAAAAUCGUUUCUAUCAGCUGGAACAAUCACGCAAUGAUGAUACCAGUGAAAUCUAUAAACAAUGGUAUCAAUUUCGUCAAUUAAGCUAUGAAGAAUUGGAAAAAUUAUAUAAAAGAUUAGGCAUUCGAUUUGAUCAAUAUGAAAGUGAAUCAAUGUAUAGUGAUCAAUCGGUAAAAGAUGUUAUCAAAAUGCUUCAACAAUUAAUCAAAACGGUUGAUGGAGCAACAGUGGCCGAAGUAAAUGAUCAUAAUGAUCCAAUGAAAAAAAUUUCCAUACCAUUGUUGAAAAAUGAUGGUACAAGUCUUUAUCUUACCAGAGAUUUAGCUGCUGUAAUGAAUCGAAGAAAACAAUUCAAUUUUAAUCGAUUGUAUUAUGUUGUCGAUAGUAGUCAAUCAAAACAUUUUAAUAAUUUAAAAAGCAUUUUCUCUUCACUUGAUGAUCCUGUUUAUAGAGAUUUGAAACAUUUGAAAUUUGGACGAAUAUUGGGAAUGAGUACUCGAAAAGGUGAAGCAAUUUUUCUGGACGAUGUACUAAAUGAAGCUAAAAAUCGUGCAUUGGAAGCAAUCAAAACUAGUCCAAAUACAAAAAUUCCUAAUGAACUAUAUGAACAAAUAGCCGAUAUAUUGGGUGUUACGGCCAUCAUUGUUAAUGAUUUAUCGAAUCGACGUGUAUCAGAAUAUCGUUUCAAUUGGAAUCGUGCACUUAAAAUGAAUGGAAAUACAGGAAUUUCAUUACAAUAUACACAUGCAAGAUUAUGUAAUUUGAUUAAAAAUUUUAAUAUUGAUGAUGAUGAAAUAGAAUCAUCAUUGGAUAUGGCUGCUAUCGAUACUAUGGAAGGCCGAAAUCUAAUCAAUCAAAUGUUAAUGUUUGAUGAAAUGAUCGAUCGUGCUUAUGAUCAAUUAGAACCAAGCAUAUUGACCAAUUAUUUGUUUGAUCUCAAAACGGCCAUAAAUCGUGCUAAUCAAGAAUUAACAAUCAAAGGACAAACACAACAAAUUCAACAAACACGUUUAUCAUUGUUUAUCUGUGCCAAGAAUGUUCUUAAUCAAUGUAUGCGAUUAAUUGGUCUACAACCUUUGGAAUCAAUGUGAUGAAAAAAAAAUUAAAAA